ACUGGUAAUCCUAACCUGCGACGAUCUCCUCCGAGCGCAAAGUGUCCGAGAAUAUUUUCGUAAGUGAGGGACAUGGCAGACGGCAAUCACUGCAUGUACUUUGUCGAGCGCAAGAAGCGGUUCUGCCGCAUGACGGUGCGGGAGGGCCGGCGGUACUGCGGCGAGCAUCAGCGGGACGUCGCCGGCCCCGGCCCCGACGCCGGGGACGAGAGAGUGCCGUGUCCGUUGGAUCCCACCCACACGUGUUAUCGUUCAAAGCUGACGAGGCACCUGGGCGUGUGCAACGCCAAGCGGAGGCUGGACGCGCGGCCCGCCUUCGUGGUCGAGGGAGCGAAUUUGGACGCGGAGACUAUUGCCGCGCCGCCGCGCGUGCCCCUGUCGCAACUCGACGAGUCCGUCGUGGGGACGGUGAUAAGAAAGAUUCAUGCCGCCUAUGGUACAAUUGAAUUUAAAAAUCCCUUCCGCUUUCGUGUAUCUCUGUCUCUCUCUCUCUCUGACAUGUCCCUUUCAGAAAAGCUGCCAGAGUUUUCUCGAACGAUUCUGAGGCACGACGUGCUCGAAGACAAAUUGAGCGACGAGACCUGCGGCAGGAACGUCAGAAAGCACUUGCUCCAAAAUGCAUCUCUGCUGGGACAUCUGGAGCAAGCCGGUCUCGUGCGAGACGACACUUGCUUCGUCGAAUUCGGGGCUGGAAAAGCUCAGUUAACAUACUGGUUGGGGCAGAUUAUAAAGAACAAGUCAAACUCUUGCAUCUUACUAGUCGAUCGUUCCAGUCACCGACACAAAAGCGACAAUAAGCUUAGAAGGGAGGAGAGUCGCCUCGUGAUAAAAAGAGUACGCGUCGAUAUCGCCGAUCUGCAGUUGAACCAAAUCGCGGAGAUCCAGCCGAUCAAGUACAAGGUCGGCAUAGCGAAGCAUCUCUGUGGCACGGCCACUGACUUGACGAUACGUUGUUUGGUGAAGUCGAUGAACGACGAACCUAAGGUCGACGUACGCGGCCUGAUUGUCGCGUUUUGCUGCCAUCACAAAUGCGAGUACUCUUCAUAUGUGGGCCGGGAGUACCUGCGACAAUGCGACUUUAUUGCGGACGAGUUUCCCGUUCUGUGCAGCAUAGUCAGUUGGGCGACCUGCGGCUCUCGACCUGCGGCUUUAAAGAGCGACGUUAACUCGCCACGUCAUCUCCCGGCACAGGAGAUCGCUAGCCAGUCCUCGAGGUCGGACGAACGCGAGAGUAUCGGGCGUAAAGCUAAAACGUUGCUGAAUUGGGGUCGUCUGGUCUUUCUGGAGAGCGUGGGAUUUCAGGCCGAGCUGCUUUACUACACCUCCCUUGACGUCUCAUUAGAAAACAUGUGCAUCGUAGCUACGCGAGAACGUUCAUUGUGACUAGAAAUACAUUCUAUUUAUCGUUAAUCUACGCUCCAGUUGACUCCAGAAUCAUUCUUGUUGCCAAUAAAUAUGUUUCUACAUAAAUUCAUAUUUCAAAUUCGUCACCUCUUCUAAGCUAGCAGAACCAAAUCGGCAGAAUCAAACCUGAUAAUUUGUACCACGAAAAUAUAAAGUUUCAGAUUA
Temnothorax curvispinosus is the source of this 1569-nucleotide messenger RNA. Its product is annotated as tRNA:m(4)X modification enzyme TRM13 homolog. The record is from RefSeq and is a predicted model, not a curated record. Gene Ontology annotation, biological process: tRNA methylation. NCBI's taxonomy places the organism in Eukaryota, Metazoa, Arthropoda, Insecta, Hymenoptera, Formicidae. The transcript has 4 exons. The coding region runs from base 73 to 1383 and encodes 436 amino acids.